Molecule: messenger RNA, 1847 nt
Organism: Periconia digitata
Lineage: Eukaryota; Fungi; Ascomycota; Dothideomycetes; Pleosporales; Periconiaceae
Source: the annotation of a GenBank genome assembly
UUGCUCAGUUCGCGUGUACGCUGCAGCAUAAAUAAGCGUUUCGGUCUCCGCUGCAAUGAUGCGAUUGUUUACUUGAUGUGUCUUAUCAGCGUGCGGGGUUUUGAGGCUUUUGCAUAUUAUUUGCAGAAGUCCAGAGAUCAGUUCAACAUGUAGACCGCGCGAGAUCUGCACUAGUAUAAUUCGCAACAACCGCACACAUCCCCCCCCCUCCCCACCAUACCACAUCAUAAUGCACAGCAGCUGUUUGUGACACGAUGACCUCUUCACUGGCAGUUGCCAAAGGCAGGGCCCAAUUGACCGGCUGGAUCCCAACCCUCCCCAAAGACACUGCGCCGUUAUUCGAUUCACUCACGAGUUCAGCAGGUGCACUCCAAUUCCGGUUACAUUCCGGCGAGCUCACGAGCGUCCAGAUCCUGCGCGAAUAUUACCGUCAAAUUCUUUCCUUCAAUGGAUACCUCCGAGCGAUUCACCAAUUAGCGCCCGGUGCGAUGGCGCGCGCGGAGCACUUGGAUCAACUGAGACGGGAAGGCUUUGUUCUCGGUCCGCUGCAUGGCAUUCCGGUUUUGUUGAAGGAUAAUAUUGGGACAGAUGGUAGUUUUGAGAUGGAUACUACAGCUGGAUCGCCUGCGCUUGUUGCAUCUAUCCCGAGGAGGAAUUCGCCAAUUGUUGAUCAGCUCGUAGAUGCGGGAGCAAUCAUUUUGGGUAAAGCUACGCUUUCAGAAUUGAAUUGGUUCAAAGGUCACAAGGUCAGCUCCGGAUGGUCAUCUCUAUGUGGUCAAGGUCAAAAUCCAUACGUGAUGGGUGGAUACGACCGAUCUGAUGGCAUCAGUGGACACAGCGGUCCCGGCGGCUCCUCCUCCGGAAGCUGCAUCGCUGUAGCCGCAGGCCUCGCUCCAAUCUCUAUAGGCACCGAUACUGAAGGUUCCAUAAACUGCCCCGCGACACGAAACUCCCUAUAUUCCAUCAAACCUUCUCGAGGCUCCGUCAGCAACGAGUUGAUUGUACCGAUAAGUUCUUAUCUGGAUGUCGCUGGACCUAUAGGCACAACCACUGAAGAUAUCGCCAAUCUGCUCACGGUUUUGGUAGGUUCGAACAGACCGGAUGUGCCUUCAGGUGGUUAUUUGACUGCCAUGCGUGGUGCUGAUGGAUGGGAGGAAUUGAGUGUCGGGGUUUUGGAUCCGGAAAAAUGGAGAUACGAUGGUAGUAUUCAGACUGAAAACCCGAGCGCCAUUCAGGAUAUUAAGCGUAUUACACUUGAGGCGUACGAUCGAAUUCGAUGUCUCGCCAAAUCGUACCAUUUCGAUGUUUCUCUACGUCAUGACCGGGAUUUCAACUACGAAGGAGGGAAUGGGAUUGUCGAAAUAAUGAUCGCCGAUUUCGAGCGUGAUUUCGACAGAUACUUGGAGGAUACGAUCAACACCAAAGUACAAUCAGUCAAAGAGCUUUUGCAAUGGAACUACGCAAAUGAGCAUAUAGCACUUCCUGCGGAGAACCCCGGCCAAGAAUCCCUCGAAGAAGCUCUUUCUUUCCCACGCUCCACCGAUCGCCGCGAAAAGCUUCUGAAGCACAUAAAGGAAGUCGGACAGAGUUUUCCCGACACAUUGGAAAAAUACAGCAUCGAUGUUAUCAUCGGACCUGGUGAUAGUUGGUUUACAAAGUAUUCUGCCGCCACAGGGUUUCCUAAUUGCUCGUUGCCGAUAGGAUAUAUUGAUUUCAGGGGAAGACCGGUUGGAUUAACGGCGAUAGCGAGGUCCGAGGUCACGCUGAUUAAGCUUAUGAGUGCACAUGAGGCUAGUUUUCCGGCGAGGAAACCGCCGAGUGCGUUCUUAGAACAUAAGGAUCUGUGA